This is a messenger RNA of Nylanderia fulva, 637 nucleotides long. The record is from RefSeq and is a predicted model, not a curated record. Lineage: Eukaryota; Metazoa; Arthropoda; Insecta; Hymenoptera; Formicidae.
GUUUUACAAGUCUAUAAAAUAGUUGUAAAAUAAAUCAUGAUUGUAGAAUAUUUCUUAUUACUGUUUUUAUUAUAAAUAAUAUAUUCAAGAUGAAUUUACUUGUUGUAACUACUUUGAUUUGUAUUCUGGACAAUAUUGCACCUAUUUUGAUUAAAUUUGUGAAUUUUUCACAUGUAUUUGCACAAAGAAGAUUUGACAUUGAGUUGCGAAAUGAAAUGAGCAAUCUGAAAGAAGAAAUGGCAAAACUUUCCAUAAUGAACGAGUUUGCCAAGUACGCCAAGCUCCAACGCAAAUAUAAUCAACUGAAAAGUGUAUUAAAAGAAAACCUGAAUCAACGAUCGAGUUGGAAAUUAAAGCUUCAAAUGACGUUUACUUAUGGUUUUCGUAUACUGAAUGGUACAUUAAUUGUAUUACUUUUAUAUUUAUAUAAAAGAGAACCUGUGAUUAUUCUAUCGGAAGGUGCACUAUGGCCAAUACAGAAUUUUCUGAGCUCGCCAUGUCAACAUGAAGAUGCUAUUUCUCUAUUAGCUUGGAUUAUGAUUGUUCGAUUGGGAGUAUCUGCAUGUGUAAAACUCCAUGUGUGACUGAGUAAAAUAUUUCUUGUAAAUAAUUAUAUAUAUCUAUUUGAAAAUAUUUA